UGUGUCGCCCCUUCCAGGUUGCAAGAGGAGAUGCUUCAGAGGGAGGAAGCUGAGAACACCCUGCAGUCCUUCAGACAGGAUGUUGACAAUGCCUCUCUCGCACGUCUUGACCUUGAACGCAAAGUUGAGUCCCUGCAAGAGGAGAUUGUCUUCUUGAAGAAGCUUCAUGAUGAGGAAAUCCGAGAACUGCAGGCCCAACUCCAGGAACAGCACAUCCAGAUCGAUAUGGAUGUUUCUAAGCCUGAUCUUACUGCUGCCCUGCGUGACGUUCGCCAACAGUAUGAGAGCGUUGCUGCUAAGAAUCUUCAGGAAGCUGAAGAGUGGUACAAGUCCAAAUUUGCAGAUCUCUCCGAAGCUGCUAAUAGGAACAAUGAUGCCCUGCGCCAGGCCAAACAAGAAGCUAAUGAAUAUCGCAGACAGAUUCAGUCUCUCACCUGCGAAGUUGAUGCCCUUAAGGGAAGCAAUGAAUCCCUGGAGCGCCAAAUGCAUGAAAUGGAGGAGAAUUUUGCUGUUGAAGCUGCUAACUACCAAGACACUAUUGGCCGUCUGCAGGAUGAGAUUCAGAACAUGAAGGAAGAAAUGGCUCGCCAUCUCCGCGAGUACCAGGACCUGCUGAAUGUAAAGAUGGCUCUUGAUAUUGAGAUUGCCACCUACAGAAAACUGCUGGAGGGUGAAGAGAGCAGGAUUAACAUGCCUAUUCCAACCUUUGCUUCUCUGAACCUGAGAGAAACUAACAUUGAGUCUCAGCCAAUGGUUGACACUCACUCAAAGAGGACACUUCUAAUUAAGACUGUCGAAACUAGAGAUGGACAGGUUAUUAAUGAGACUUCCCAGCAUCAUGAUGACUUGGAGUAAAGCUGAGGUGAAGAUGCAUACUUAUUAAUGCAGGAGAAACUCUUACCAGCAAGAUUUAAAAAGUCCAUGUCUUAAAGGAAGAAACAGCUUUCAAGUGCCUUUCUGCAGUUUUUCCAUGAGCGCAAGAUUAUUAUGCUAGGAAAUAGGUCUUAGAUCUUGCAAACUGACUCUCCCUGAAGGAUUAGAGUUUACAAUGGAGUCUAGUUUACAAAUAGCAAUAUCUUGUGCUGCAAUACUGUUUUUAAGUAUCUGAAUUCAAUAAAACUGCUUUUUCCAGCACAGUAUGAGCAACCUGUCGCUACUUCAAUAAAUCUUUGGAAAAUGGCUCUUGAUGUGUUCUAAUUUGUUAACUUCAUGACUUUCUGGAAAGCCGUAACACCAUAAUGCUGGAAUUAUUAUACGGUUGACAUCUAGUACUGGUUGUGUGGAUUGCUGUUUUUUCAGUUUAACUAGAUAAACUGUCUUACUCAUUUACUGCUUAGGUUUUGGAACCAACUAAAAUGGACUAUAACUGGCAGAUGCAUAAUGUAUUAUGAUAUUUCUUAUCACUUGAAUAAAAUGAUACUUCAAGCUAA
Molecule: messenger RNA, 1430 nt
Organism: Nestor notabilis (Kea)
Lineage: Eukaryota; Metazoa; Chordata; Aves; Psittaciformes; Psittacidae
Gene: VIM
Product: vimentin
Exons: 8
Biological process (GO): intermediate filament organization
Cellular component (GO): intermediate filament; plasma membrane; axon
Molecular function (GO): structural constituent of cytoskeleton
Source: RefSeq, a predicted model, not a curated record